Molecule: messenger RNA, 1289 nt
Organism: Aethalodelphis obliquidens (Pacific white-sided dolphin)
Lineage: Eukaryota; Metazoa; Chordata; Mammalia; Artiodactyla; Delphinidae
Gene: ASMT
Product: acetylserotonin O-methyltransferase
Exons: 6
Coding region: 1-678 (225 amino acids)
Molecular function (GO): O-methyltransferase activity; protein dimerization activity
Source: RefSeq, a predicted model, not a curated record
AUGGAUACGGGAGGUGGACUCUGGGCCUUCAGCAUCGGCGAAUUUUGGUACCGGCGCCCCUGGACCCACCAUCUACUCUCUGUGAAUGUGACUCUUCUAGGGAACCCCGCACUUGCAGAUGCACGCUCCCUCCCCAUUGCGUGUGCGUCUCUCGUUCUUAAGAGAAUUGAAGCUGAGUCUGGUUUCUGCCGUUGCCCCGAGGUUCUCUUCGCCGCCUGUGAGCUGGGAGCCUUUGACCUUCUGGCCGAGGUCCCGGAGGCCCUGGGCUCGGCUGCAGUGGCUGCACGUCUGGGCGUCAGCUCCCGGGGGACAGAGCUACUGCUGGAUGCCUGUGUGUCCCUGAAGCUGCUUCAAGUGGAAGUGAGGAGAGAAAAAGCUGUGUAUGAAAACACAGAGCUCGCCAGCACCUACCUGGCCAGAGCCAGCCCCAAGUCCCAGCAGGACAUGCUGCUGUACGCGGCCAGGACCACCUACCUGGGCUGGGGCCACCUGGCCGCGCGGCUGUCAGGUGGUUCCGGGCCUGUGGCCAAGGUGUGCAUGUCUCUGUACCCGGGGUCUCAGGUCACCGUGUUUGACAUCCCGGACGUGGUCCAGAUGGCAAAGAGGCACUUCUCAUUCCCGGAGGAUGAACGGAUCGGCCUCUGUGAAGCUUCCACGGGGGACGACGAUGUACGCUGAACUGAUGAACAUUUCCCAAAGAACGUGUUUGCCGCUGCCUGGGUCAUUGCAAUGCCUCCUGCAUCCUCCACGUGGGGCCCCAAGUCUGCACAAAGUGGAACCCCUUUAUGUGCAAGGGCCGAAUGCAUCCAGCCAUGUAAGUUAACGGCUCCUUACAGCAGAAACUAACACAGCAUUGUAAAGUAACCACACUCCAAUAAAAAGUCAUUUUAAAAAUUUAAAAAAGGGACUUCCCUGGCGGUCCAGCGGUUUAGACUCUGGGCUCCCAAUGCAGGGGGCUCGGGUUCGAUCUCUGGUCAGGGAACUGGAUCCCACACGCCGCAGUGACGAUCCCGCCUGCCGCAAGCUAAGACCCAGCGCGGCCACAUAAAUAAAUAUUUUUUUAAAAUUAAAACAAAAGUUUGCAUUUAUGGCUUUCAUCACUCCUGCAGAACGACCGUGUCUAUGGGAAGAGCAUCUAAGGGAAAUAUGGUAUUGAAGGGAGAUGGCAGUAAGCACACCCCAAACCCUCCUCUUUUACAGAGCUUUCACGCCUAGCAUCUCAUGGGACCCCUGGGGCUGAGUGUGCAAAAAUGGACUUGCCGGGCUUGUGCAAAUGCAGGGAGACGUUU